Messenger RNA from Myotis lucifugus (little brown bat), 779 nucleotides. RefSeq names its product fibroblast growth factor 23 (gene FGF23). Gene Ontology annotation, biological process: regulation of cell migration; cell differentiation; positive regulation of cell population proliferation. The record is from RefSeq and is a predicted model, not a curated record. Gene Ontology annotation, molecular function: growth factor activity; type 1 fibroblast growth factor receptor binding. NCBI's taxonomy places the organism in Eukaryota, Metazoa, Chordata, Mammalia, Chiroptera, Vespertilionidae. Gene Ontology annotation, cellular component: cytoplasm.
AGGUUUCAAACUCCGCACCAGCCAUUCAGAGAGCAGUGAUGCCAGGGGCCCGCCUUGGGUUGCUGGUCUGCGUCCUGGCCCUGCGCUGUGUGGUCAGAGCCUAUCCCAACGCCUCCCCACUGCUCGGCUCCAGCUGGGGUGGCCUGACCCACCUGUACACGGCCUCAGCCAGGAACAGCUACCACCUGCAGAUCCACAAGGACGGCCAUGUGGACGGCACACCCCAUCAGACCAUCUACAGUGCCCUGAUGAUCAGAUCAGAGGACGCUGGCUUUGUGGUGAUAACUGGAGUGAUGAGUAGGAGAUACCUCUGCAUGGACUUUAGAGGCAACAUUUUUGGAUCCAACAUAGGUGUUUAUAGCUUGAAGAUUCCAUUUGCAGAAUAUCUUGAUGACUUGUUUUCACUGACCCUGGGCCGAGCCAAGAGGGCCUUCCUGCCGGACAACCCGCCGCCCUACUCGCAGUUCCUGUCGCGAGAGAACGAGAUCCCGCUCUUCCACUUCAACACGCCCGCGCCGCGCCGGCACACGCGCAGCGCCGAGGAGAACUCGGCGGCCGACCCGCUGGUCGUGCUGAAGCCCGUGCCGCGCCUGACGCCCCCGCCCGCCUCCUGCUCCCGGGAGCUGAGCAGCGCCGAGGACAACAGCGUGGCGGCCCACGACCCGCUCGGGGUGCUGCGGAGCAGCAACAGGGUGAACUCGCACGCGCCGCCCCCAGGUCCACCUAGGACCCGCCAAGGAAUGCUUCUCGUACCUUUCAGAAACGCACGCAGCCUUUAA